Molecule: messenger RNA, 1826 nt
Organism: Gossypium raimondii (Peruvian cotton)
Lineage: Eukaryota; Viridiplantae; Streptophyta; Magnoliopsida; Malvales; Malvaceae
Product: B3 domain-containing protein Os01g0234100
Exons: 5
Coding region: 378-1598 (406 amino acids)
Molecular function (GO): DNA binding
Source: RefSeq, a predicted model, not a curated record
AAACAUGUCUGAAAAAAAACCCAAAGAUCAGAGCCAUGAAAAAAAAAUAAAAAAUUUACAGCAUCAAAUCAAAAUUAUAUAGCUUCUUUAACCCAUACUAUAGUAGUAUUACUAAAAACAUCACUUAAUUCAUUUUCUUUUAUGUCAGGAACAUAAAACGAAGACCAAAACUAUAGCCCCUGAAAGACCAAGCAAAACCUGAAAAAAGAAAACCAAACACCCAGAGCUUUCAAAACAGUACCAGGUUCGUAAAUUUCCCCAGUUUCAAGCCUUUUCCUUUUGUUUCUUCCCGUGUAUUAGUGAUCCAAGUUUCUGAUUACACUGUGAAUCUGUUUGUUCUAACCAAAAAGAUUCCCAUCAUCACAGUGAAGAAGCUAAUGGGAACCAAAAUAGAUGAACCUCAGAUUCCUGAAAUGUCGUUGGAUCCUCCUGAAAUUACUAACCCACAACCUAAUGUUAUGGAGCGAGUGGAGGAGAUUCAAGCGAAUCUAGCUGGUAGAUUCCCGAGCUGUAUGAAGACCAUGGUUCGCUCGAAUGUUACACAUGGAUUUUGGCUGCAUCUUCCUAUGCCUUUCUGCAAAUUGCAUAUGCCAAAACAAGAUACGACCAUAAUUUUGGAAGAUGAAAGUGGGGAAGAAUAUAAAGCAUCUUACAUUGCACAAAGGACGGCAUUGAGUGCCGGCUGGAAAGCAUUCUCGGCUGAUCAUAAAUUAGUCGAGGGAGACGUUCUAGUUUUCCAUCUGGUUGGUUCUUCGAAAUUUAAGGUUUACAUAGUCCGAGCAUUCAAAUCUAGUGAAGUAGAUCGAUGUUUUAGGUCUCUAGAAGUGGAUAUCCAAGCGAAGCCAAUUCGUUCAAUUCGUAUGAAGAGGACAAAGAGACCCUCUAAGAAGGCCAAGUGUUUGGAGCUUCUCCCACUCGACCCACCAGAUGACAAUGUCGAAAAUAAGAGUCUAAUGGUAUUAGACACCGAUAGUGAGCAUUUAACCGAUCGAUAUGAUAAUGACAACAAGGAUCCUAGCUCGGGUCUCGACGAUGGUAUCAAAUCUUUGGCGUCCGUUAUUGAUUUUAAAGAGAUCAAAAGCAUUGACAACUUCAUCAUUAUAGUGAACGGUUCGAGAAUAGACUCUGAGCUUUCAGAGUACCAUAGAACUAAGUACUAUGAGCUUUGUUGUAGUCAGAACUCGUUCCUCCACGAUAAUCUUCUCGAGAGUAUUAGUAGUAAAUUGGCACUUGAAAUAAUCACACAGAUUAUCAACAUUGCAGAAGCUAUUAGAGCCUGUAAAAUUUCUACCUCUCAAGCAGAUUAUACUCUUUGGGACAAGACUCUAAAAGGCUUUGAGUUAUUAGGCAUGAAUGUCGGGUUUCUUCGAGCUAAAUUGAACCGGUUGAAUACCCUUUCCUUAGAAUUACAGCAGGGUGUGAAUAUGGAGAGGUGUAAAGAGCAAGAUCACAUGAAAGAAGAGAAAAAAUCACUUGAACAGAAGCUUGUGAAACUCAAAGAUGCUAUGCAUAAGCUCGAUACCGAGAUAGAAACCUUGAAAGAAAACGCCGAGAAAUAUGAGCUUAUAUUUCGGGAAGAGGUUACAGCCGCAUGGUGAUAGUUCAUGUAAGUGUCACGGGCCGAAACUUUAGUCAAGCAACCGGAUGGACCGUGACAUAUAUAGGGAAGUUGUUGUAGAAAUAUUUUUAAGUCUUCUAUUUGCCUAUUGAAAGGGACUUCAAUGGUGUUGAAAAAUGAAGAAGCUUUCAUCAAUAUAUAUUCCAUUUGGUUGUAUCCUACUGUGUACGUAUAUUUUCACGUAUUAUAUCGUAUUUAAGAUAUUAUA